GUUUCAUUCGUGCGUUGAACCUUGGAGACUUCACAUCGAGUUUGGAGGAUCAAAUCCACGUUGGGUUUUGCUACAACUACAACUGUCAUCCACAAUACAAUACACGCGCUGUGUCUCUGCUGCUUCGUCUGCUGGCUAGCUUUGUGUCUGUGUGUGCGUGCGCGCCGUGUUGAUUUGGCAUAAUUUGUAAAUAAUCUUACAAUUUUUGUUACAAAUAAUCGUCGAGCGCAAAUUAAAUGCGACUGUUUUAAAUCCGCGCAAGCUUCGCUGCUAACCUCGCCGUCGUGUACGUUGUGUGAAAGAAUAUUUAAAUUUAUUUCAAAUAAAAAGAAAGUUAACCGUAAUUUGUGAUAUACAUACAUAUAUAAUUUGUUUUUGCCCCUGUUUGUGCAAUUUCUCAUGAAAAGCUUAUAAUUUAUCAGAAAUUUUAACAAAUUCGUAUAUGUGAAAAAGGAAAAAAAAAAAAUCAACCUUCAAUCAAAAAAAAAAAAUUAAUUUCUCACAACUGUGAUUCAAACAUAACUGGCGUUUUUGUUUAAAAUGCUUAGCAAUUUGCAAUAACUACAAAUAGUACAAGAAACGCAAUCUUUGCAAUCAUUUCACUUGGGGCUUAGUUUUUAACGUUUACGAUUGGAUUAAAAACUCUGUUUGCUCCGCGUAUGUCACGAAGCAAACUAAUUACUUGGACGGAAGUUAGUUAAGCAAAGAGUAAUACGAACAUAUACGUAGCAACAAUAAUAAACGGUCGAAAGGAGAGGAGUCGAAGUUGCUGACGCCGCAGCUGCAACUGGAAAUAACCGCAACAUAUUUCGCUGGGCGAAAGUCAGCAACAAAAAAGAGAGUAGACGAUACCAUUGUCGAUCCAUCGUUGUCCAAUCAACUUUUUAAUUCACGCACACACACCCUUCAUAAAAUUGGUCCAGCCAGCAUGGAACGUGAAUCGAAUCCAAUGCAACCCAUGUGCCGCUCUGGAUGCGGUUUCUAUGGAAAUCCAGCCACAGAUGGUCUGUGUUCGGUUUGUUACAAGGACUCGCUUAGAAAAAAGCAACAGCCACCUGUGAGCAGCACACCUGCCUCAGUUCCAAGCCCACAACCUAGCCCUACAUUCAGUCCGGCCAUUGCAACAACCAACACCGCACAGCCCACGGUACAGAGCUUACAGCAGUCACACAGUGAUGUAAAAGAGAAAAUCACUGAGGAACCCGCAGUCGCUGCCAAAACGAAUAGUGAAGCCAUAAUAUCGGCGUCUGGUCCAAAUACUUCCACACAAGCAGCUGCCUCCGCCUGUGAGCAGGAUGACAAGGACAAGGAAGAUGACAAGGACGCCAAGAAAAUGAAGAACCGAUGUGGCGAAUGCCGCAAGAAGGUUGGCCUAACUGGUUUCCAGUGUCGCUGUGGCGGCUUAUACUGUGCCGUGCAUCGUUAUUCCGAUAAACACAACUGCACAUUCGACUACAGAGAGCAUGGCGCCCAGGAGAUUCGACGCAAUAAUCCGGUUGUAGUUGGCGAGAAAAUCCAAAAGAUUUGAAUUGCGAGAGAUUGUGCCAGUAACAGUAGCCGUAGAAUAAUAACAACUACAUAUUAUGAUAGUAUAUAUACACACGCUACGCACCAACAAAUCAAUAUAAACAACAACAACAACAACAACAACAAACAAAACUCCCAAACAUAAGAAAACACAGUAACACGUAUACAUACACACA
This is a messenger RNA of Drosophila virilis, 1703 nucleotides long. It is a transcript of the gene drn, whose product is annotated as doctor no. The record is from RefSeq and is a predicted model, not a curated record. Lineage: Eukaryota; Metazoa; Arthropoda; Insecta; Diptera; Drosophilidae. Gene Ontology annotation, molecular function: DNA binding; zinc ion binding.